ACUACAACGGGUUUUUUUUCUACCCUCUCUUCCAGUGCUGCUUGCAAGAGUCAGCGGUGGAGACGAGUUCAGUUCCUGAGAAGCUCUGCGAGGCUACACUCCGACAGUUUGUGAAGAUGUGCUCCAUGUUGCGCGUGCUGGUGCUUGCAAGCAUAACAGGAUGGGUCGAGAUGAUCACAGUGACGACGCCGCAGAAAUUCAUCAAUGUCACAAUGGGUGAAAGUGCCCUCCUCCAGUGUGUGUUCGCGACCACUCCUGAGACCAGCAGCCUCACCAUCCAGUGGGACUUCAUUUCAGCCUUGACACUCAAGCAGGUCUAUUACUAUCAGUCAGGAAAGGAAGUCAUUCCCAGUCCGUACGCGGGUAGACUUCAGCCUCCCUCCUCUCCAGCCACGACCCGCAACGCCUCGAUAAUGAUCCACGACAUGCAGCCAUCAGACAGCGGAGUCUACACCUGCGAGGUUCACAACUUUCCCGAUGUGAACGGGCAGUCUCAGGCCAAUAUCGUCGUGAACGUUCUCGAGAGGCCCUCUGCGCCGUACUGCGCCGUCCACGGUGACGUUGAGACAGGUCACCUGGUCACUCUGACCUGCCACAGUGAGCGUGGGAGCCCCACCCCCACAUACACCUGGACCCGCCUGGACCAGACUAAGACCAGGAGGCCUCCACUGGGAAGCAUAACCACAACUGGAAUGUAUAAAAUCAGAAACAUCUCUGAAUUCGAGUUUGGGGAGUACCAGUGCAACGCCACGAACGUGGCGGGCUUUUCAACUUGCACUAUUGAGCUGAGUUCUGAAGUGGGAGAUGGAGUGAUUGCUGGUGCAGUGAUCGGCGCGCUGCUGGGGUGCGUCCUGAUCGUCCUGGUGGUGUGGUUCAUCGCUCACACCGUGAAGAGGCACAGAUACAAAGCGGUGAAAGAGGCCGACGAGAUGAAGAGGAGCUCCCACCAGGCCCAGGAAGCUGCAGAGAGCGUUCCCGUGGCAACCACUGCCGGAAACCUCCACGGUGUGGAAGAUGAGCCACAGGCCUAAAAAAGGGCCUGAUGAAAUGAAAACAACUGGAGCAACGUCAUUCAUCAUGUCCAGGAUGUUCAGUGUUCAACACACGUCAUUCUCACAUUCAAUCAAUACCACCACGUUACGUUCAUGUUUGAUAUGACGUGAAGUCGGGCUAUUUUCAAUUUGCCUGACUUGUUUGAUGUUUGUUUUUUAUAACUCAAACCUCUGAUGGAGUGCAGAUGCAAUUCUUCUAACAUGGUGUUGACCACAAAAAGCCUUUUUUUUUUUUUUUUUUACAUGUUUAUUUGACCAUUUUCAUAGAAUGACAAUCGGUGCAUGAUGAUGACUCAUCCAUUUUUAGAUGUCCAGAGAUAGAUCGGUUUAGAUUAGAUAAGAUAGGAAAUAAAUAUCAUAAUCAAUACAAUACAAAUUGUUGAAUCACUACAUAAAUACAUCUUGUAAUACAAACUGCAGUUCUGUGCAACAAAACUCAUUGCAUGCUUUCAUCUUUUACAAUUGCAUUUUUAACAUGUGGGUUUGAACCCGGCGAUUAAAGCAUUCUAAUUCUUUCAGAUGAUAAAAUAUCUUUUUUAUAUGUAUCUUUAUUAAAAGUUAAUAUUACAGUCGAAUUCUUGAAGGGAAUGGGAGGAGAAGCAAUCCUAGAUUAAAAUCCCAUUGAUAUUUGGUUUGUACAAACUGUCAAGCAGCUGUGGAUAAAGUGAGAGUACUGUGUGUAUUAACAUUUACAGAUUCUGAUUCAAUAAAAAUGUUGUGCUUUCUGA
Molecule: messenger RNA, 1780 nt
Organism: Scophthalmus maximus (turbot)
Lineage: Eukaryota; Metazoa; Chordata; Actinopteri; Pleuronectiformes; Scophthalmidae
Product: V-set and immunoglobulin domain-containing protein 1
Exons: 7
Coding region: 117-1031 (304 amino acids)
Biological process (GO): epithelial cell morphogenesis; maintenance of gastrointestinal epithelium
Cellular component (GO): plasma membrane
Source: RefSeq, a predicted model, not a curated record